UGAAGAAUUUGCGCAUUGUUCUGAUCUGAAGAUUUAAGUUUACAGAUCUAAGUAUUGAUUAUUGUAAAAUCUUGAACCUUUGUCUAAUGUAAAUAGCAUGUUUGAAUGUUAUUGAUACACUCCAAGUGGUAGUAAAGGCGAUUUGGUGUAAAUCUCCCUCCCCAAAGCGUUUAUUUCAGGUGAUUUAAACCCCGACAGACAAAACGUUUUGGCAGUAGAGUUUAUUUUGGAGUGUCGACAUGCCGGACAUAACAGGAACUGAGCAUUUGUGAAGAAGAAAUGCCCUUCAUUGUCAAACCAUUCAUCAUAAAAUACAUGAACGAUUCAGACUCGAAAUGUAAAGGAUGUAAAUCAAAAAUCGGGUCGGGCUCGCUUGUCCUCGGUUACGUGGCGGAUCAAGGACCCGACAAACGUGUGAGGUGUCUAACGAGCUGGUUUCACUAUAAGUGUUUCUGGACGUUGUGUGUGUACAAAAAUCAUCUUCGGGGCGUGGACCCAGAAACUCUCAACGAAAUUGUGUUUGGAAUUAACGGAUUAUCAAAAGCUGACAAAUUUAAUUUCCAAAACGAGGCCAGCAGCCCGCCAGCUUCCACGCGCAGACGCUCAAGUAGAACAUCUGAGAGUAAUAUCAUCGCAGCAAAGGAUGUCGGGAGUGUAGAAAGUGGCGAUUACGAAGUAAAUGAAAACGUGUUUGAUUUGUCGGACCUGGUAUGUGCUACUGUGUACAAACACCAAACUAAUGUAUUUGUCAGCAUACGAGAAUUCUUCCUGCUCAAGGGAUCCAACGUUGCAAAACCUUCAAAGAGAGGAAUUUCUUUAAACAAACAUCAGUGGCGAGAACUGUGUUCGAUUCAAAAUGGAAUCGAGGCGGCUACAAAAAUAAUGGCCGCUAGAGAUUCGAAAUCUAAAGAUGCAAAAGGAAAAGAUAAGAAGAGUAGGGGAGAUAAUUCUGAAGAAGAAGAGGAAGACGGCCCUGGACAGAUUUUAUUUUCGUUGUCAUGGAAGCGGCGAGUGAGUGUUUAUCAGCACCAGGAAGAAGUGAUCGUAGACAUUCGGGAAUACUCGGAAGAUCGAACAUUCCAGAGGUCAACCAAAGGUGUGGCCCUUAGUAAAGCUCAGUGGACAAAACUCCGAGAGGAAAUGCCCAAUAUAGAGGCCCUAGUACAGCAUAUGGAAGUGUGAUCCAAGUUACGCAUGCGCAUUUCCUUCAGUCUGCACAGAAUGGAAAUCCAAGUGGAUUUUUCUUGUUUGCAUUCAUUUUGACGUGUUAAAGAAAUAUUGCCUUCAUUAGUGCUCCGCCUUUGUGAAUUGGAGUGAACCCCACAGUAUUCAUACUUAUAUUGAAAUUAAUAUCAAAUUGAACUUAAACCCAUUUUACUUGAGUGGCAGUCUUAUUAAUGUCUCAGUAUUCAUACAUGUAUACACAAG
Messenger RNA from Saccostrea cuccullata (small rock oyster), 1428 nucleotides. RefSeq lists its product as uncharacterized. The coding region runs from base 280 to 1182 and encodes 300 amino acids. Gene Ontology annotation, cellular component: transcription regulator complex; nucleus. NCBI's taxonomy places the organism in Eukaryota, Metazoa, Mollusca, Bivalvia, Ostreida, Ostreidae. Gene Ontology annotation, biological process: positive regulation of transcription initiation by RNA polymerase II. The record is from RefSeq and is a predicted model, not a curated record. The transcript is spliced from 2 exons. Gene Ontology annotation, molecular function: transcription coactivator activity; zinc ion binding; DNA binding.